Messenger RNA from Leguminivora glycinivorella, 628 nucleotides. RefSeq lists its product as uncharacterized. Bases 107 to 574 code for a protein of 155 amino acids. Lineage: Eukaryota; Metazoa; Arthropoda; Insecta; Lepidoptera; Tortricidae. The record is from RefSeq and is a predicted model, not a curated record. The transcript has 9 exons.
CUUGUUAGUUCCAGAGCCUAAGAAGUCCCAGAAGAAAGUGUGUCGGUGUACAGUCCCUAAGUCAGGAUCUAAUAAGUCUGUGAAGAAACAAACGACGUGUCCGUGUAUGAUCCCUGGCACAGGGUCUAAUAAGUCUGUGAAGAAACUACCUUCGUGUGCCUGUGCUCCUCAAUCAGGAGGAUCCGAUGCUUCUGUGAAGAAACGCCUCACGUGUCGAUGUUCUGUCCCUGAAGCCGGGUCCAAUACUUCUCUGAAGAAACGCGUUACUUGUCCCUGUAUUGUUCCAGAAGCAGGGUCCGAACCUUCUCUGAAGAAAAAAGUUACUUGUCGCUGUUCCGUCCCUGAAGCAGGAUCUAAAUCUAAGAAGAAAGGCGUUUCGUGUCGCUGUACUGAAUCAGGGGGCCCCGAUUCGUCUCUGAGGAAACUACCUAACUGUCGGUGUUCUACCCCUGAACCAUCAGUGAGCCCAUCCGAGUCGUCGAAACAAGUGGAGGCGUGCCGCGGGAUCAAGGUGCAAGUUCUGGGGCACGGGAAAGGCGCGCUGGGCGCGUGGUGCCCGAGCCCCAAGAAGUGACCGCGCCCGCCGCCUGCCGCCUCCUGUCACACUUUAAUAAACACUCUGCUUUCG